Closterium sp. NIES-65 is the source of this 372-nucleotide messenger RNA. NCBI's taxonomy places the organism in Eukaryota, Viridiplantae, Streptophyta, Zygnematophyceae, Desmidiales, Closteriaceae. The record is from the annotation of a GenBank genome assembly.
AUGGGGAAAUCAAAAAGCGCCUUCAAGAAGGAGCAUCCACUCGAGAAGAGGAAGGCCGAAGCUUCAAGGAUUCGCGAAAAGUAUCCUGACAGGAUCCCCGUCAUUGUGGAGAAAGCUCCGCGCAGUGACAUACCAGAGAUCGACAAGAAAAAGUACCUCGUCCCAGCAGAGCUCGCCGUAGGGCAGUUCGUCUUUAUUAUUCGAAAGAGGAUAAAGCUUCAUCCAGAGAAGGCAAUCUUUGUCUUCGUAAACUCUGUGCUACCACCUACUGCCUCACUGAUGUCAGCUAUUUACGAAGAGCACAAAGACCCUGAUGGGUUCCUGUAUAUGACGUAUAGUGGAGAGACUACGUUUGGGCGAGGUGGACUAUGA